Messenger RNA from Soboliphyme baturini, 581 nucleotides. NCBI's taxonomy places the organism in Eukaryota, Metazoa, Nematoda, Enoplea, Dioctophymatida, Soboliphymatidae. The record is from the annotation of a GenBank genome assembly.
AUGAAGUUCAAGGGCAAUCACUUUCUGCGUAUCCAACUGCUUCCGGCUAUCAUUCCGGAGCUAAACGAACAUGAGCAGGAGUUUCCGGAUUUUCGACUCGUCGAUGGACCAUCAACUAGUCAAGGACGAUUGCAGGUGUUCUACAAGGCAAAGUAUCGAUCCGUUUGUACCCGUGGCACGAACUGGACAGAGGCGGACUUCGAGGUAGCAUGCAAAUCGAUGGGGUUUGGAAGCGGUGGGUUUUGGAAGUGGUUCCGACGGCAGAACGACACUGCGCCGUUCGUGAUGUCUAAACCGGCUUGCAACCGUUCGGAUACGAACCUCAGGAACUGCGCCAAUUGGACGGAUGACGUCAUUGCAUUAGCGGAGAACCUUUGUCAGGGCGAAGAUGAUAUCGGCGUUUUCUGCUGGGGCCCCCCAACAUUUCUAGGCCAUGAAUAUCACUGGAUGGGGAUCGAUUUUCAAGACGCUCCGUGGCAUUACGUGACCGACAUCUCUGGCAUAUCGCAGAUCAGGGAAUCUAACUCACGGCUGGAACACGUGGACAUCCUCUAUUCCGGAUACGACAGGUAUAGUUGAUU